UCUUCCUCAAAACACCUAUAUAUACCCAUUCGAAUCAAAGACCAUAAUCAUCUCAUCACAAACACAAACCAACAACAAACACUAGAAAGCAAAACAAGCAAUAAAAGAAGAAAAAGCUUAGAGUUCUCAAGGAAGCGCAUACAUGGCACCGAUGAAGCAGAGUCUCUCCGCUGCUCUUUUCUCGUCACCACUUCUGAUCAUAUGUCUUAUCGCAUUGCUCGCUGAUCCGGUUUCAGUUGGUGCUCGCCGGUUACUGGAGGAUCCUAAACUGGAGAUACCAAAGUUGCCUGAGCUACCCAAAUUUGAAGUUCCCAAGUUUCCAGAGCUCCCUAAACCAGAGAUGCCCAAGUUACCUGAAUUUCCAAAGCCUGAGCUUCCAAAGAUGCCAGAGAUUUCAAAGCCUGAACUGCCCAAGUUUCCAGAAAUUCCGAAACCUGAACUCCCAAAGGUACCGGAGAUUCAGAAGCCUGAGCUGCCCAAGUUUCCAGAGAUCCCAAAGCCUGAAGUGCCCAAGCUUCCAGAGAGUUCAAAGCCUGAGGUGCCUAAGUUGAUGGAGACUGAAAAGCCUGAAAGUCCUAAGGUGCCGGAGCUACCUAAGGUGCCGGAAGUUCCAAAGCCUGAGCUACCUAAAAUGCCGGAAGUUCCAAAGCCUGAGCUACCUAAAAUACCGGAGAUUCAGAAGCCAGAGUUGCCUAAGGUGCCAGAGAUUCCAAAGCCUGAGCUACCAAAGAUGCCAGAAAUUCAAAAACCGGAGUUACCUAAGAUGCCGGAGCUUCAGAAGCCGGAGUUACCUAAGGUGCCAGAAGUUGCGAAGCCUGAGUUACCUAAGAUGCCGGAGAUUCAAAAGCCGGAGCUACCAAAGAUGCCGGAGAUUCAGAAACCGGAGUUGCCGAAGGUGCCAGAGGUUCCAAAGCCUGAGUUACCCAAGAUGCCAGAGAUUCAGAAGCCUGAGGCUCCUAAGGUGCCAGAGAUCCCGAAGCCGGAGUUACCAAAGGUACCGGAGAUUCAGAAGCCUGAGUUGCCAAAGUUCCCAGAGAUUCCAAAGCCUGAACUACCAAAGGUUCCAGAGAUUGCGAAACCAGAGCUACCCAAGUUGCCGGAAUACCCAAAAGUUCCCGGUACUGCUUAAGCGUUAUUGAACCCGAAGAAGGCCCAACUACUAUCAAGCCCAUCCCACGAUCUUAAAUUACCGUAUUACCCUUCUAUUGUUUGUCAUUUUGCAGAGAUGUCUCUCCCAACUGUGUCUGUCCGCAUCGUUUCCCUUUAGUGAACCAAAUUUUUAUGAUUUGGUCUCAUAGUCAUAGUUCUCUGCCUGUUUUGGAUAAAGUUUAUACUCUUAUACUUGUAUUCUGUUUGUAUUUGUAUGUAUCAUACAAAUUUCGCUGUAUUUGAUUUGAUAUACUUUUUAAAUGGAUUAUUCUGUUAUUUAUUUUA
This is a messenger RNA of Camelina sativa (false flax), 1434 nucleotides long. RefSeq lists its product as uncharacterized. Lineage: Eukaryota; Viridiplantae; Streptophyta; Magnoliopsida; Brassicales; Brassicaceae. The record is from RefSeq and is a predicted model, not a curated record.